Molecule: messenger RNA, 501 nt
Organism: Aspergillus ruber CBS 135680
Lineage: Eukaryota; Fungi; Ascomycota; Eurotiomycetes; Eurotiales; Aspergillaceae
Exons: 1
Coding region: 105-380 (91 amino acids)
Source: RefSeq, a predicted model, not a curated record
UCACCGUCGAUGAUCCUCCAGAGAAAAUGUGAAUCUUUCCACAGAUAAGACGUCCAAGUCACGGUUGCGGCUAUACUAGCGAACUAUAUCGCACAUUUGCCGUCAUGUUGGACCGACCUGAUUUCUUGAUUGCGUCAAGUGUGCUUUUUUAUCUUGCGAAUAGGAGCAAGUUAAAAGAGCAGCAUAAACAAGCUUCAGCGCCGGAUUCAUCUGAUGACGAGCAGCUUUCCGACAUCCUUGAGUAUCGGGUUUGGCGCAGAGAUUGGCAAUUCUGUCUUGAAUGCAUGGCGAUGUUUAAUUUUCCCAAGUUGUCGAAUCAACAGGCAGCUAGAAGCUCGAUCAAAUCCCAACUUUCUAAAAACAAGUCAUUAUUAGGCUAAAUGCAAAUAAAAUGUCACAGGGGGUAUAAUAUUAAUCAAUCAAAUAACGAUCCUUUCCAUCACUGCGGAAUGGCAACAACAUUUCCAUCGUUCGACUGGGCUGACUUAUCAUUCCCACCCG